UGUACAAGUGAUCUGCUGCGCUCGGGACCUCCCCAAAACUUCUGGGCAUAUAAAAGCCAAGCUAAGUCAUUUGUUUAAGCAGUAGGGAGUUUCUGCUAGGAUCUGGAUUGGAGCUACGCACAGACCGGACCCUACCGUGCAUGAGUAAUAUUUAGACAUGUUCAGCUUUGUGGAUAUUCGUGUAGCGCUGCUCCUGAGUGCAGCGGUGCUUUUGGCGAGAGGUCUAAGCGAGGAAGAUGUGCCAUCACGUGGCUGCACAUAUAAUGGAAAGGUGUACGGUGAUCAAGAUAGAUGGAAACCAGAUCCCUGCCAGUUCUGCUUCUGCAACAGUGGAGACGUCUUGUGCAGUAUGCCGCGCUGCAUGUACCCAUCCGGCUGCACCAACCCAAUCGUCCCAGAGGGACAGUGCUGCCCCAUCUGCCCCGAUGAUGGGAUUAAGAGGGGCGGAGGAAGUAGAACAGGAAUCCUUUGGUGAGGAGGUUUGUCCGCUGCAGAGCCAGAAAAAUGUGCCGAUUCACGGUCACAGUGUAACCAAAUCGACUUGUGCUUGGAACGGGCUGAAUGCUGCUGCUUGAGCUUCAAGGACUUGAUCUUUACAAAGGAACCAGGAGGAGAAGUCGUUUGCCUGCUGGCUGACCUUCUCUCUAUGAAACCACCUGUGUAAUUCAGCUCUGAUGUGAUUGACUUGUGUUGUUGUUGAAGGGUCGGUGAGUUGAAACAAUUUGGCUCCUCUGUUUCUCAUUCAGUGCUUGUUCAUUAUUAUUCUAUUAAAAUAUGAAUCAUUA
Molecule: messenger RNA, 785 nt
Organism: Pleuronectes platessa (European plaice)
Lineage: Eukaryota; Metazoa; Chordata; Actinopteri; Pleuronectiformes; Pleuronectidae
Product: collagen alpha-1(I) chain
Exons: 3
Coding region: 158-475 (105 amino acids)
Molecular function (GO): protein binding
Source: RefSeq, a predicted model, not a curated record